CCGUCUCUUUGCAGCUAACUGAAGGGUUUGUGUACACAGAACCAGUUUUAAUUUUAAAAACAAAGCAACAAACAAAAAAACGACUAUUGGGACUGCGCAACACUGGAAAAUAAUCAAAGAAAAAAGUCUAAACCUAUUGUACUUUUAAAUGGAUCCCUAGUUGAAGUGUGGGUUGACAGAUGGUCCAGAAAUCAGUGCCACAAUGAAUUAAAAUGACAUUGGCUGCUGUUUGGCUUGAUGUUCAGCUGUGUACCAAUUCCCUCAGCAAAACUCACCAUAGGCAAUUGUAUGGGACUAGCAAGAUGAACAAAAAUAAACUGAUUCAUGAUUUCCUGGAAGUUGUUUCAAGCGGUGAUGUAGAACUCAUCUGUGACCAUAUUACUAAAGUCUAUUCCACCCUUGGAAACCUUGACUUUCAGCACCCAAAGACUGGGAAUACACCUCUCAUUACUGCAGCAGAAGAAAACCUAACAGAGGUUGUUAGACUUCUUCUGGAAAAGGGAGCAGAUAUCACCCUUUGCAAUUAUAGCAAUCAAACGGCAGUCCAUGUAGCUAACUGUGAUAUUCAAAGACAACUCUUGGCAGUAAAUGGAGUCAAGGCUCCCCAAAUGCAACUGCUACAAAGUUCGUGGCAAGGUGAUCUGGAACAACUUCAACACUUACUGGCAUCUGGAGAGUUCCUGGAUGUAAAUUUCCCAAACCAACAUGGCUUGACCCCUCUAAUGUUGGCUGUGAGAGACGUGGACCUGUUUGAAAGUCUUGAUAUGUUACCAGUCUACAGACCUGUGGAAGUUCUGUCUGAGCUCCUUAAGCAUCAUGCAGAUCCUAAACUCUGUGAUUUUAGUGGAAGAUCAACAAUACAUUAUGUGUCACAAAUAAAGAGUGUGAGGAAACAGCAGUUACUGGACAUCUUGAUGAAUUCUAUACCAAAACCAGAAAGACAUGCUGAAUCAUUGCUUGACAUUUGUCUUGAUACAAACUCUUCUCCAACUGAUAUGACAGUUACCAAAAAUCAAAACAUAAUCUUGCAAAGCAUCAGCAGUAGCAAGGAGUUUGAACAAGAUGAGGACUGCAGUCAGUCCAUGUUGGCUAGUGAAAAAGAAGAUCCCAAGGAUGAAGGGCAAGAUUGGGCACCCAGGACAGAAGGUGUUGAGAUUAUUAUGACUUUUCCAAGACAUGUCAGUCAUCUGCAAGAAGUGAGCCAAGAUUUGAAAAGAAGCAAUCACAUAACCUCAGUGCAUCCAGAAUGGACACAAGCACAACCUGUUUCUCUCUCAAAUGAAAUUGAGAUGGUGGACUUCAGGGCAAAGAUGCUGACUGUGAGGCCUUUACCACUGAAAAACGAAGAAAGUUCCAAGGAGCUCUGUGAUGUGGAUUUGGGCUUUUUGUUGCCCAGAACUUGCUUAGAACCAUGUAUCUCCAAGUCAGUGACCAGGGAAGAGGCUCCUCAUUUUCUGAAGGGGCAGCAAAGAAAAUCUGAAGAGUUUUCUACAUGUGACAAGAAAUGCAGUAGCCGACAACUUGGGUUACCUCUGCCACUGCUGUCACUCUUACCCAUGAGAUCUGAUGUCCUCACUAUCCCCAAAAGUCACAAGUUUCAAAGGGAGAGAGAAAGAAAUAUUUCAAGCUUCACAUCCUCUAUACCUAAGAUUUCAGUUAGUCCACCACGAGAAGCCUCACUGAAAGGCUCAGGGGAUCAGAAUCUCAGGACUUCCGGUAGCUAUAUUUGGUCAAGAAACAUGUGCUCCUUUUGGAAAGGUAGCCAUCACAGACAAUACCUGGAGGUGGAGGAGAAUUGGAGGUCCAAGGAAACAGAAGUAUCUGAAAUCUCUUGCUUUGAUAAAAGGCAGUCUUUUGUGUCCUUUGAGACUUUUAAGGAAGGCAAUAUUCUUAUAGAUAGGGGAGAGGAUAUUGAAUGUCAUGGUAGUAAUACAAGAAAAGCAGAAGAGAACUCCCAAUAUCUUUUAUCAAGAAAGAAACAAGAUUCAGCAUCCAGAAACUAUGAACAAGAUUCAGAAAUUAUAUGUACCUUUCCAAGCAAGCUCCAAGAAGCCCGACAUUCAGAAACAACUCCAGCUGAGAAUGAAGGGGUCAAAAAUGAUAUCAUUGAUUCAGAAAGCUCUUCAUUGUAUAAAGGUGAAGCCACAGAGCCCAACAUUUUAGAAGAGUUUACUGAAGUUAAAAGCAUGUCAAAUGUAAUCUCUGAUGGCCCCAUUGAAAAGCUUCUAGAAGGUCAUAGAGAUACAGAAACAAACAUGAAACUAUCUGUAGCAGAAGGAAACCAAACAGAAAUGAAUGAGAAGAUGCCCCUUGUUGACAUCACUUUCCCUGGAGAUGGAACCCCCCAGGAACCAGCCAUACUCAAACCAACCCUCCAAAAAAGAAAGAGCACCAUUCAUAACAGUAAUUUCAACAUACUUGCACACCAAGAAAAUGACAAACGUAAGAUGAGUAUCCAUAGAAGUAAAUUGGAUUCAAAGACCAAGACAAGUAACAGGACAUCUCAGAACUUCAUGAUUUCCAUUCAAACUUCCAUUAAGCCAACUAUGCAUAAAACUAGCAUAAAAACUCAAGUUUUCCCUGCUUUGGAGCUUGUUGACCCCAGGCCUCAGCAGUCACCCAGGUUUCAAAGGAAAACACCACAGAUGGAAAAGAAGCAAUCAACUUACCGACAGAAACCUAAAAAGCAAUCAUUUCCUUGCAUCUGUAAAAAUUCAGGAAUAAAAAAGCCAUGUGUUCCUCUCUCUGCUCAACCAACAGAGCCAAGACUACAUUAUUUAGAUCUUAAGUAUAGUGACAUGUUCAAAGAAAUCAAUUCAACCGCUAAUGGGCCUGGAAUAUAUGAAAUGUUUGGGACCCCUGUUUAUUGUCACAUGAGAGAAGCUGAAAGACAUGAAAACAAAUUUUACUGUGAGAUAUAUUCAACUCCAUCAGAUAGAUGUAUAACCAAUAAAUGUCGAUCUUCACAUGGUGAGAGGAGCAGCAACAACAGAACAAGACUUUCUCAAAAAAGACCACAUAUUAAACCCUCAAAGCCUUCAGUUUCUCUUAAACAAAAGCACAAAGGUUUAAUUUCUAAAGAAAAGGGUUGCAAGGCUGUCGGUAGAAACCUACAAGACAUUGAAAAUAGUAAUGGUAUUUCAGAAGCAGGCUGGCAGAUAAAAUCUUCAGGAAACGACUUUCUCUCUCCCAAAGAAGAAGUUCAGCCCAUAAACUUGUCCCAGACUCUUGAGAAGUCCACUGAACAGAACAAAUUCAUUCCUGUUCCGGAUUUAUCCAUUGUUGAAGAAAUCUCCAUGGAAGAGUCUACCAAUGAAGAAGACAUCUCUAACCAUCAAAUACUCACCACGAGCCUUAGAGAUCUGCAAGAACUUGAAGAGCUACAUCAUCAGGCCCCAUUUGUUCCUUUAGAAAACAGCUGGGCCAUGCCCAGUGAGAAGAGUUCUAUUAAAUGUACACUACCAGAAAAGCAACGUAUAACUCUGGAUAAAAUAAAUGCUCGCCAAAUGUUAAUGAAUUAUCUAGAGUUUGAUAAUGUUUUAGAUAAGCCUAAAACACUUGCAAGUUUCUCUUUCCAGGAGAAGCAAGAAAGCACAUCUUCCCAAACAUAUCAAUAUUGGGCACAUUCUUUCGAUCAUGAUAGUUUAACAAAUAAGUCAAUAACAUUUCAGACAUUAGGAAAAACUUUAAAGGAUACAAAUUCAAUUUCCCAAGAAAUUCUGGAUUCAGUAAAGAAUGAAGAAUUAACAGAUGAGCUAUUAGGUUGUCUAGCUGCAGAACUAUUAGCUCUUGAUGAGAAAGAUUACAACUCUUGCCAAAUAAUGGCAAAUAAAACAGAUCCUGAAAACCUAAAUCUUGUCCUAAACAGGAGAGGAAAUACCACAAAAGAAUUGGACAGAGAGAUGACAAAUAUUACAAUACAGAGGUUCAGGAUAUAUGACAGGGAGGAGAAAUUUCUGGCCUCAAAUGAAAGGAGGAUGUUUUCUGAAAAUAGUUUAAAGCAUGAAGAAUCUAUCCUGUGGACCAAGGGUGAGAUCCUUGGGAAGGGAGCCUACGGCACAGUAUAUUGUGGUCUCACUAGCCAAGGACAGCUAAUAGCUGUAAAACAAGUAGCUUUGGAUACCUCUGAUAAGUUGGCUACUGAAAAGGAAUACCGGAAACUACAGGAAGAAGUAGAUUUGCUCAAGGCACUGAAACAUGUCAAUAUUGUGGCCUAUUUGGGGACAUGCUUGGAAGAGAAUAUUGUAAGCAUUUUCAUGGAGUUUGUUCCUGGUGGCUCAAUCUCUAGUAUUAUAAACCGUUUUGGGCCACUGCCUGAGAUGGUAUUUUGUAAAUACACAAAACAAAUUCUGCAAGGUGUUGCCUACCUCCAUGACAACUGUGUGGUACAUCGAGAUAUCAAAGGAAAUAAUGUUAUGCUAAUGCCAACUGGAAUAAUAAAGCUGAUUGAUUUUGGCUGUGCCAAGCGUUUGGCCUGGGCGGGCUUAAAUGGCACUCACAGUGACAUGCUGAAGUCCAUGCAUGGAACUCCGUACUGGAUGGCCCCAGAAGUCAUCAGUGAGUCUGGCUAUGGAAGGAAGUCAGACAUCUGGAGCAUUGGCUGCACUGUGUUUGAGAUGGCCACAGGGAAGCCCCCACUGGCUUCCAUGGGCAGGAUGGCAGCCAUGUUUUACAUUGGAGCACACCGAGGACUGAUGCCUCCUUUACCAGACCACUUCUCAGAAAAUGCAGCAGACUUUGUGCGCAUGUGCCUAACUAGGGACCAGCACGAGCGACCUUCUGCUCUCCAGCUUCUGAAGCACUCCUUCUUGAAGAGAAAUCAGUGAAUACACAAGAUUGCUCCCAGGCCUGCUUGAUGCUGUUACUGCUUACUUGUGGGGAAUGAUGGUUGAGAUUCUUGUUUUUGCACUGGAAAUUCAAUCUUUUAACCAGAUUCUACAGUGUCACUAAAAAUCUUACAUAUUAGCAUCCUCAAGCCUGAGUAUUACCUGUAUGAGAGCAAUAUUUAAAAUGAGAACCCAUUCCAGUGUUUAUAGUUUUGAUU
Fukomys damarensis (Damara mole-rat) is the source of this 5044-nucleotide messenger RNA. RefSeq names its product mitogen-activated protein kinase kinase kinase 19 (gene Map3k19). The transcript has 14 exons. The coding region runs from base 213 to 4826 and encodes 1537 amino acids. The record is from RefSeq and is a predicted model, not a curated record. NCBI's taxonomy places the organism in Eukaryota, Metazoa, Chordata, Mammalia, Rodentia, Bathyergidae. Gene Ontology annotation, biological process: protein phosphorylation. Gene Ontology annotation, molecular function: protein binding; protein kinase activity; ATP binding.